AUGACGGGCCGCGCCUCGGACCUGCCGCCGCCGCGGCCCAUCGCCGUCGAGAUCUGCGAGUCGCCGGCGCGCGGGGCGCAGGCCGCCGCCUCGGCGGAGGCUGGCGAGUCGCAACCUCCUGAAGUACACCAUCCACAAGACAUCCUUCGCGGCUACGCGUCCAUGCUGGCAGUGAAGUUUUCUGGCGAACUGUCGCAGCAUACGGAAAACGUUGGGGCUGUGGCACACGAGUACACCUUGUCAGUUGCAGAUGUGUGCUACUGCUUUCUCUGUUUGGAAGAGGUCGGAAAUAGCGACGCGGAUGGGCAGUCUGGCCUAUCCGUCAAGAAGUGGGGGACCGGCGCGUUCGCUGCUCGGAUUUGGACAGUUGUGCUCGCUCGCUUUGUCAAGGCGGCGCAGAAGGAGCGUGGGGCCACAGAUGAUGGCCGCGUGGAGAACGUCUGCGCCGAGUGGCAGUACAAGAGCGACCACUUCAUAGCGGAGAUGAAGGCUGUCGAGGCUGGGUUUCUGCGGAAGUUCGGCAAGGAGUCCGCCAGCAUCAUGGCCGUCCAGAAGCGCGGCUGCAUCACAUACCUCGCACAAGGCCGCUGCGGUUAUGACAAGAGGGCGGGCCCGGGGAGCACGGGGCACCCGCGCACCGUCUUUGAGUUUUGCCGCAGCGUGGGGAUGGGCUCGUCCAUGUGCACCACGGGGGAGCAGGAGAUCAGACACGCGGAGGCGGUGAACGACCCGAGGAGGUCGCCCACGGGCAAGGGCGCCAAGGCCUCUACCCCGACCCGGCAAGGGGGCUGCCUGGCCGGCGGCAAGGGGGCGGCUGCCGCCCCGCAGCAGGCACCGCAGGGCAAGGACUCCCCGCAGCAGGCGCCAGAGGCGGCCGCCGAGAAGUUGGACCUGCUAGCCGAGAUCCGUGCCACCACGCACAGAUUGGACCGCCUGAGGGAUAGCAACGUCGACUUGAGGCGCGAGAAGUCGGUAUCAGAGCUGCAGAGGAAGCCAAUUGACGAGUUGCAGAAUAUCAAGAAGAAGCUGGAUGCAGAGCUUGCCGCAGCGGAAACUCGCGAGGAUGCAGAGACGAAUGAGAUUGCCCGAAGAUCAAGGUUCUACAGCGGCUCGGUCGAUGACGCUAUCAGGCUGAGCACGACGGUGAAGCCGCCCGCGAAGGUGGAGGCCUCGUCCAGCGGCGGCUACCCCUCGGCGACGUCUGCGGCCAAGGGCCCGGCCGCGCCAGCGGCCCCCGCGAACAACAACCCGCUGCAGGUUGCGCUGCAGGACCCCUUCAUCCUCCUCGGGCCAGACAUCCUCUGCGAUAAGAACAUUGGCGUGGCCGGAAUGCAGUGGGACAACAAGUGGGCCAGCGACCCCGCCGGGCCCCGCGACGAGGGCCACCGGCGGCAGGUCCGGCUGAACACGAGGGAGAAGGUGCGGAAAGAACUGGGGCUGGAGUUCUUCGGGCAGCCCGCCGGCCAGGCCAAGAACAUGCCCCCGGCGAUGAGGGCAUCGUACUUGUUCCGCGAGGCCGACAAGGCGCGGCUCGAGGAGGGCUCGGCGCGCGCAGGCGACCUGAAUCUCCUCGGCCGUUACGACGUGUGCUGCGUGAAGACUUGCGCAGACCUCGACAGGAAGUGGGGCUGGCUGAAGGGCCAGAAGAUGGAUUUCUGGGUUGCCCAUGCUGCCGCUGUGAACAUCGGCGAGUCCGUCGACGCUCCAGACUUCACCGAUUUUCGGAAGCACGAGAACGAGGUCGCCAAGGCCCUCGACGAGUGGAAGUACAUCGAGGCCCUGCCAC
Messenger RNA from Prorocentrum cordatum, 1786 nucleotides. Lineage: Eukaryota; Dinophyceae; Prorocentrales; Prorocentraceae. The record is from the annotation of a GenBank genome assembly.